Molecule: messenger RNA, 2659 nt
Organism: Cydia splendana
Lineage: Eukaryota; Metazoa; Arthropoda; Insecta; Lepidoptera; Tortricidae
Product: golgin subfamily A member 6-like protein 22
Exons: 2
Coding region: 41-937 (298 amino acids)
Source: RefSeq, a predicted model, not a curated record
UGCGUAUACGCAGACCUCUAGUGUAGGCUCACUCCUCAAGAUGAGAGCUCUUACAUACACGCUACUGUUAGUGGCCCUCGCGGCUGCGUUGGCAGUCCCAGUCCCCCAGGAUGUAGCAGAGGCGACCAGAGAGAAGCGCUCUCCGGGCGGCUGGCAUCAACCCGAGGGCGUGUGGAAGAAGAAGCUCGUCUGGAAGGAGGAAUGGAAGCAAAUCUGGAAGACCGAGAAAAAACUAGCCUGGAAAACAGAAUGGAAAAAAGAAAAAGAACCAGCGUGGAAAACUGAAAAAGUACAACAGUGGAAAGAAGAACAGGUGCCCGCUUGGAAAGUAGUACAAAAACCAAUAUGGAAAGAAGUACAAGUACCCAUCUGGAAGGAGGUUCAAGUACCAGACUGGAAGAAGGUUUGGAAACCAGUAUGGAAAGAAAUCAAAGUGCCAGUGACCAAGACUGUUCAAGUUCCCGAAUGGAAACAAACUUACGUCCCAGAAUGGGUGAAGGAAGGCGUUCCCGGAGAAAAGUUCUUAGGCAAAGAUGACCAUGGAUGGGAAUAUACCAGCCACGAUUUAUGGCGAAAGAAGAUGAUCUGGAAACCCGUGUGGAAGAAAGUCUGGAAAACUGAGCACAAGCAAGAAUGGGUAGUGGAGAAGAAACUAGAAUGGAAAGAAGAAUGGAAGCAGAUCUGGAGAACUGAGAAGAAGCAAGCGUGGGUGACGGAGAAAAAGCAGGAAUGGAUAGAAGAGAAAGUACAAAUAUGGAAGACGGUGAAGAAAGAAAUCUGGGUUCCAGUCCAGAAGAAGAUCUGGGUAGAGAAGUGGAAGCAGAUUCAGGUACCGGUAUGGAAGACUGUUGAGGUUCCAGCGUGGAAAAAGGUAUGGAAACCAGUCUGGCAAAAAGAGUGGGUGCCGAUCCACCACGAGCAUCACGGAUGGGACUAAUUAGGUAACCACUUUCUUUGCAUUUCAUUACCAUAUUAUAAUAAUGAUUGUAGAUAAAGAUACUGUAGAUACUUUCGAUAGUAUUUCAUAUCUCGCUACGAUCAUUGCCAGUCUAAAUAUGGUAGUGCAAUGAGGGUUUAGACAAAAGGAUAGACCAUAGGAGUAACUUUAUGUAAUCUAUUUUUGUCUUAUGGUCUAACGGCCGAAACAUAUUUGUAUAUAUGGAAUACCAUUUUGUAGUUUCGUCGGUCCUUUUGCCUUCCAUUGUAGUCACUUUGUUAACUAUUGUUACCAGUUACCAAUUGUAAAUAUGCUAUUAUAGUACUCAAAGGGAUGUUGUAGCGGUAGUUUGCCAAAACUGUAGUGUUAUGAUUACGAUUUAAUGCCAAAUCUUCCUAAUCUGCUAGAAAACCCUGAAAUUUUUUGACACCGUAUGGAAUGUAUCUUUAUAGGACACCUUAAGUGCAGUUGUUUGUCGAGUAGAAUUUCGUCCAUUGACCUGUAAAUACGUGUCUCUGUCACUCGCGCGCACUUCAUAAAUAUGCAUGAGUGCAACAGCAAUAUAAUUGUGGACAAGCAAGCUAUGUUUAUGAAGGUCAAUAUGCAAAAUUUUAUCUACUCGAUGGCGUUAUUUAAAAGAUUUAUCUCUAAAGUAUUGUGCAGUUCAAUCAGAUUGACCUAAAUACCUAAUAGCUUUGUCGGAAACAAAACACUACAGUUAAGGGACAAGUAAAUCGUCGGAUUGACAUUAGAAUGGCACCUUUCUGGUGGUAUCGUUAUAAAAGGCCAGUAUUCGAAAUUAUCUUGUGUUUCACACUGAUUUUUGUCUGCUCUAUUUUGUAGAUUUCUGUUACCUUAAAUUGACCAGUUUGUUGAUUUUACAAGUUAAAUUAACCAGAUCAUUCUUGAAUAAAGUUUUUUGCAUGGCGACGCGGUGCGAAUGCUGUUUGCGAUUGUAUAUUUACGGACGUAUGUUAGAUCUCUUUCUAACUUAUAGCUGCGUCCUUUAGCAAGCGACAGUGUUUUGCAUUGCGUGCCAUGCAUUAAGCGAGAUACAUUUGUUAUUUGUAGAAAAUAUGUUUUUUCCAAAAAUAUAUUUUUUAUAUAUACGAAAUUUUAAAAAGUGGUUAAAGUUAAACUUAUUUUUAGUCUAAAGAUAAAAUUGCAACAGUAUAAUAACUAAAUUAUGCAUUCAUAGUUUAGGAUAAUGUUUAAUGCUAAACAUAUAUUAUGUUUACGCAAAGUUUUAACCCGAAAUGAAUAUGAGCUCUUUCAUUUAAUUUAUUUAAAUUGAAACCAUUUGACACGCUGUAUAUUGCUUUAUAAUGUCUAAUUUGAAUAUGUCUCAGGUGAGCAUUUAUCAACAAAAAAUUAAUAUUUACACCAUUUUUCAUCUAUUUUAACUUGUGUCAUAUUUAUGACCUACUGCUUAUUAAUAUCUUUAUUAAGUUAUUGUAUGAAAACAUUUCCUAGAUUCUGUUGCAAUUUCAUCUCAUUACAUAAAUUAAAAAUUUCCAAGGCCUUUUAUGUGGCUUAACUUUAUAUAAAGAAGCCCUUCGAUUUUGAACCUUGUUUUUGAGGAGUUAAGGUACAUAUUUGUUUUAUAGAGGCUCGGUUUACAUUCCCGGUGUUAGAGUACAUUGUUUUUUAUGUUUUAUAAACAUACUUAUGUUUUUUUAAGUGUUAGCAAUAUACGAAUUUAAUAUUAAAUAUGAAGUUUUA